AUGCUCUUCAUUGGAACCAUCGCUGAGAACAUCGCGUACGGCUUGGCAGAGCAGCCGAGUCAGCAACAGAUCGAAGAAGCUGCCAAGAUGGCCAACGCGCACGACUUCAUCACGCAGUUCCCGGCCGGCUACGACACUCAGGUAGGGAUGAAGGGGGAGCAGUUGUCGGGAGGGCAGAAGCAGCGUAUCGCCAUUGCUCGAGCUAUUCUGAAGAACCCGAACGUCUUAUUGCUGGAUGAAGCCACGAGCGCGCUGGACUCGGAGAGCGAAAAGGUGGUACAGGAAGCGCUGGACAAGGUGGUGGCGUUGAAGCGACGGACAACUAUCGUCAUUGCUCAUCGGUUGUCGACGAUUCGCCGCGCUGACAAGAUUUGUGUCGUGAGCGGAGGCAAGAUCGCGGAGCAGGGCACACACCAGGAGUUGUUGCAGCUGAAUGGGAUCUACGCUGGUCUCGUGGAGUCUGCGUCGAUGUGA
Phytophthora infestans T30-4 is the source of this 474-nucleotide messenger RNA. Its product is annotated as ATP-binding Cassette (ABC) Superfamily. The transcript has a single exon. Gene Ontology annotation, molecular function: ATPase-coupled transmembrane transporter activity; ATP hydrolysis activity; ATP binding. Gene Ontology annotation, biological process: transmembrane transport. Bases 1 to 474 code for a protein of 157 amino acids. The record is from RefSeq and is a predicted model, not a curated record. Lineage: Eukaryota; Oomycota; Peronosporomycetes; Peronosporales; Peronosporaceae.